Miscanthus lutarioriparius is the source of this 663-nucleotide messenger RNA. Lineage: Eukaryota; Viridiplantae; Streptophyta; Magnoliopsida; Poales; Poaceae. The record is from the annotation of a GenBank genome assembly.
AUGCUACUGGCCGUGGAAGGAGGAGGGUUCUUCUCGUCUUCAGCUUCAGGGUACAGCCAUGGCCUCGCCCUCUUGCUGCUCGGGCGGAAAGCUGAGGAGAAGCCCGUCAAGGUCUCGCCGUGGAACCAGUACCGGCUAGUCGACCGGGAGACGGAGCAGGUGUACCACCUGCCCUCCGCCGCCAAGGACCAGGCGCCUCACCUGCCCUCCGCCGCCAAGGACCAGGCGCCUGGGAAAUGUGCUCCCUUCGUCUGCUUCGGAUGCACGGCGAAUGGCCUCGAGGUGGCGUCUCCUCCCAAAGCGUCCUCCAGCAGUGCGCUCGGUGUCGGUACCUCGCAGGAAGAAGCAUCUUGUUCAGCAAACAAGACGUUGACCACUAGUGGUUCCAUCGGUGGCAGUGAGAGACGAGGCUGUCUUAAGAGCAACUCCAAAAGGGAUUCUUUGGAGCACCGUAUAGUGGUCAGCGAGGGUGAAGAACCACGCGAGUCUAUGGAAGAGGUGCAGACCUUGAGAUCUAGCGUGGAACGGAGGAAAGUUCAGUGGACAGAUACAUGUGGAAAGGAGCUUUUUGAGAUAAGGGAGUUUGAAACAAGCGACGAGGGCCUGUCAGAUGAUGAUGCAGAAAAUGAAGGUUUCCGGAAAUGUGAGUGUGUGAUUCAGUAG